This is a messenger RNA of Pteronotus mesoamericanus, 768 nucleotides long. It is a transcript of the gene PPDPFL, whose product is annotated as pancreatic progenitor cell differentiation and proliferation factor like. The record is from RefSeq and is a predicted model, not a curated record. Bases 209 to 442 code for a protein of 77 amino acids. Lineage: Eukaryota; Metazoa; Chordata; Mammalia; Chiroptera; Mormoopidae. Gene Ontology annotation, biological process: multicellular organism development; cell differentiation. The transcript has 5 exons.
CCAAGACCACACUCAAUGUCACCAGACAGUGUCUCCUGGCCUAUUGGGGCAAAACAGUUUAUUCUCAGCCACUACAAAUUGAUUGUUUCAAAUUAUUCAUUUUCUGAGGAAACUUUAGAAUCACUUUUAUUUUAAAAGAACAAAUUAAAGAGACACUGUUUCUCAGACUGCUGUUCAGUCUUUCUGGUGCUUGUUCACAGCGAAAGCAAUGGCAUCCGUACCUUCUGUUGGUUGUCUUCUGGCCAAAAAUCAGUAUUAUCGAAAGGCCAGUAUUUCUUCAGUUAGCUCUGACACUGUUAAUUUCACAGAGGAAGACAAACCCCAGCAAGGAUUACCUGAAGUGGCAGAAUCCAACUGGUGGUUUAAAUCCUUUUUUUAUUCUGAACCUGUACUUUCAAAUGUGAUAAGAAAAGAUCUGUCUGCUAGUGGCACUAAUUGUUGACUCUGACAAUCCAAGUGACUCUACCUCCUGAGGUGCUACAAAUUUGAACAAUACUUUCCAGCACUCAGGCUAUUCUGGAUGACUCCUCUCCAUUGUAAAAAGGAAAAAAACCUGCCGGGAAUCUCAGCAGCCACCCCUAAAAUCAGGCAUUUUCUUCACUAUUAAAACCAUUACUAUAAGUAGCAGCAGCUUCAUGGAAAAUGUUAGAAAAGCAUGGUAUUAGAAAUAUGUGUCCCUGUAAAGUAAUGAAUCUUCAAAUGUAGUAGACUUUUCAUUAUUCAUAUUAUUUUUUCAAAACAAAUAAAUUUUUUUUAAUUUUCAAAAAA